GCAAAGCUCAGCCCAGCACUGGCCACACUUCCCCGUUCCAGACCAGCUGCUGCAGAAAUCCAGCCCCCUUUUUCCCUAGCCAUGUGAGCAAGCACAGCCAAUGGGGAAAUCCAGCCCCUUUCCCUAGCCAUGUGAGCAAGCACAGCCAAUGAGAAUCUUCGAAACGCGGAGAAGCAUCUGUAUUUUACUUUGUGCAAUAGUUGACAACAUGAUGUCGGGAAUUCUGGAGAAGUUCCAAAGCCCAGGGAAGGGUAAUGGAGUUCGGGCACUUAAGGAUAUGAGCCAUGGAUUAACGGUGAUGAUUGCUGAGCCCUACGUAUAUACUGUGUGCCGGAUAAAGACUGCGUGCGAUCACUGUCUUCACAGGAAAGAAAAACUUCUGCGAUGCUCACAAUGCAAGGUCGCCAGGUACUGCAACUCUCACUGCCAGAGGAAAGCUUGGCAAGGUCAUAAAAGGGAAUGCAAAUGCUUGAGAAGUACCUUACCGAAUGUACCCCCAAACUCCGUCAGGCUGGUUGGCAAGAUUAUUUUUAAAAUGCUUCAAAAACCAGACACUGCUUCAGAAGAACUGUAUACCAUAUCUGAUCUUCAGUCCCAUAUCAAAGAAGCCAGUGAAGAAGUGAAAGAUGGCCUGCGGCACCUCGCUACUGCUCUACAGCAUUACCUGAAGGAGGAAAUUCAAGAAAUAUCUCAGCUCCCACCUGGUUUUCAAGUUCUUGAAUACUUCGGCAAAGUAAGUGCCAAGGUGACCUGUAACAGUUUCACCAUUAGCGAUGGGGAGAUGCAAGACGUUGGUGUUGGCCUGUAUCCCAGUAUGUCUUUGCUGAACCACAGUUGUGACCCAAACUGCGUGAUUGUAUUUGAAGGCACAUGCCUGCUUCUCCGUACAGUCAAGGAAAUCCCAAAGGGAGAGGAGCUGACCAUAAGCUACAUUGAUGUAAAAAUGCCCACCCAGGGGCGGCGGGACCAGCUACAGCGCCAGUACUGUUUCCUGUGUGACUGCCAGCGAUGCCUGUUAAGAGAUAAGGAUGAGGACAUGCUGGCAGGAGAUGCAGAAGCUUCAAGAGAAGUGGAAAGUUCAGUAUCCAGACUGGAAGAGCUGCUGUCACAGAACACAGAAGAAGCUUUGAACUUGUGUAAGACGUUGAUGAACAGGUAUUAUCUCCCAGACAAAAACAUUUAUCAGCUCAAAAUUCUUGACUGUGCAAUGGAUGCCUCUAUCGACCUUGGUCUAUGGGAAGAAGCUCUGCAUUUUGGCCUACGAACUUUGGAGCCAUACAGUUUAUAUUACUCAAACUACCACCCUGUGCGGGCAGUUCAGCUCAUGAAAGUGGGUAAGCUGCAGAACUACCAAGGCCUGUUUGCUGAAGCUAUGAAAACCCUUAAGCAGGCCUUUGAUAUAAUGAAGGUGACACACGGAAGAGACCAUGGCCAGACUCAGCAGUUGGCAGAGCUUAUGAAUGAUUGUGAAGCCAAUAUGAGAGGAAUGUAGGAAGACUGGACAACACUUCUACUCUGUCUCCAAAUCUGUUUCACAUCUUUGGGCUGUAUAAUAAAGAAACUUGCUAAAGUUUUGUUAUAACAUUUACUGACAAAUGUCAUGGACAUUCCUCUUUGGGCAUCUACCGAUUUUGAAGGUUGGAUAAAAUGUUUAGUAUUAUGUUGGUACACGAGGGUCUGAUUUACAAAAAUACUAAACUGGACAAGUGAGUCAGAUCUUUGCUUUCAUUUUUUAAGCAGCCGUAGACUAGGCACUGAUUGGUUGCUAUGGGCAACUGCACUUUAGCACCUGUCUUUGAAUAUCAGCCUCAUCUUUUAAAGGGGUGGGUCACCUUUAAGCUCACUUUUAGUAUGUUAUAGAAUGGUUAAUCCUAACCAACUUUGCGACUUGUCUUUAGUUUUUAGUUUUUAUAGUUUUUUAAUUAUUUACCUUCUUCUUCUGCCUCUUUCCAGGUUCACUGACUCUGGAAGCCAGAAAAACUAUUGCUCUGUGAGCUACAAUU
Messenger RNA from Xenopus tropicalis (tropical clawed frog), 2003 nucleotides. RefSeq names its product SET and MYND domain containing 3 (gene smyd3). Gene Ontology annotation, molecular function: histone methyltransferase activity; histone H3K4 trimethyltransferase activity. Gene Ontology annotation, biological process: chromatin remodeling. Bases 149 to 1492 code for a protein of 447 amino acids. The transcript has 13 exons. The record is from RefSeq and is a predicted model, not a curated record. Lineage: Eukaryota; Metazoa; Chordata; Amphibia; Anura; Pipidae.